This is a messenger RNA of Polyodon spathula (Mississippi paddlefish), 3508 nucleotides long. Its product is annotated as programmed cell death 1 ligand 1-like. NCBI's taxonomy places the organism in Eukaryota, Metazoa, Chordata, Actinopteri, Acipenseriformes, Polyodontidae. The record is from RefSeq and is a predicted model, not a curated record. Bases 41 to 970 code for a protein of 309 amino acids. Gene Ontology annotation, biological process: positive regulation of T cell proliferation; T cell costimulation; cell surface receptor signaling pathway. The transcript has 7 exons. Gene Ontology annotation, cellular component: external side of plasma membrane.
CAGGAGGGAGACAGACUUCUCUUCAGCCACUGAAGGCAAUAUGAAGAUGAUUCUACUUGUCGUUGUGCUUGCAUUCCAUUGGCCAGUUUUGCGAGCUCUAUUCACUGUGGAAAUGAUUAAAACCUUGUAUCUUGCCGAGUUUGGAAACACUGUCAAAAUGGAGUGUAGAUUCCCGACAGGAGGCAGUCUGGAUAGUAUAAAUGUGUAUUGGCACCGCAUGUUGUCUAACGGCUCGGAGUAUGAAGUGUAUACGCUGGUAAAUGGGAAUGAGGACCUGCAAUCACAGCACCCUGUGUAUAAAGGGAGAGCCCAUAUGAAGCCAGACCUGCUCAGGAAGGGGCGGGCGGAGCUGGAGAUCUCCAAUGUUAAGAUUUCUGACUCUGGCUCAUACAGGUGUCUCAUCAAAAUGGGAGGGGCUGACUACAAACAUGCCACCCUUAGUGUUACAGCACCCUACAAGAUAAAAACCCAUGUAAAGGAACUUCCUAAAAAUGCAGAUCAUAAGGAUGCAGAACUGUCAUGUGAAUCUGAAGGAUACCCCCCAGUAAAGGUGCUCUGGAAGGACGGGAAUGAUCAAGACCUCAGCAAAAAAGCUACUAGUAAACAUUCUGUCACUGCAGAUCAGCUGUUCCACAUAUCAAGCCUCCUGAUUGUAAGUGCGAGCACCAACAACACAUACCACUGCAUACUCUGGAAUGAAACCAUGGAGGAGACUUACAAUGCCAGUCUCAGAAUCCCAGCAGAUAUAAAGACUGUUGAUCCCGCUAUUGCAGAUGGUCUCCGUUCAAAUGCAUAUUGGGCAGCAGUGGUUAUCGUGCUUAUGACAAUAAUAACAGCAGGCGUGAUAAUACUAAUGUUGAAGAAAAAAAUUAAAUGUUCCCAACUACGAGCUGUGUUAAGGCGGUAUCUUAAUGAAGAGAAUGAAGCGCACAUCAAUGAAGAGGAUGUGAUGGGCAAACUCAACCACUGACAGUCCUGAUACCGCAGCCAAAGGGGGCGCUGUUGCUGGAGGGGGAUCGUUUAAGUGGAAAAACCCGUCUGUGCCGGACCCUGGCAGCGAUGUGGGCUGACAGCACUGGCGAAAUCACCUUUGGCGCAAGGGAGUGUGAGCUUGUCAUAUUGCUGAAGCGUAAAGGCUCCAUUGGGAACAUUUAUGAAGAGAUGAUAAGGCAGCUAUUACCGGAGAAGAGGUUCAGAGAGGCAGACCUGGAGGCUGUUCUGAUGGAACACUUUAUUGAUUCUUGACGGGUGCAGUAAAGGAAAUACAACAUUAGAUGAGUCGUUGAGGAGCCUUAUAAAGGAAGGGUGUUCUUUACUGGUUCCAAGCCUUCCUGACGGAUGUGAACACACUGUAGACUGUUUUGGAUCUGUUCUGAAGCUGCAAAGUGGAAGAGUCGCAGCUGAUGUCUUUCUAUGAAUCUUGCUUUUUGGUCUUUAAGCUAAUAAGAGAAGUCACGUACAAUUUAUUUCAAAUCACAAGCAUGCUAAAGGCACGUUCGGACAUGAGGAUAAAUUCCCUAAAGAUUACUAUAUUUGCACCAUUUGAAUUCUCAAAAGAUCAAAAUACUGUUCUGCACUUCUGUUAUUCAUUUCAAGUGAAGAUUUGCAUAGGUAAUCUUGUUGGAAGGGUGUUGGAAACGCCUGCAGGCAUACCAACUGCUUUUCAAGUGUAACGUAAUGAUUAGGCUGCCCAUUUUCUUCUGCGGUUCCUUUGAGGUGGGUUCAAGGUAGGUUCAUUUUCUUGUGCGGUUCCUUUGAGGUGGGUUCAAGGUAGGUUCAUUUUCUUGUGUGGUUCCUUUGAGGUAGGUUCAAGGUGGGUUUAUUUUCUUGUGCGGUUCCUUUGAGGUGGGUUCAUUUUCUUGUGCGGUUCCUUUGAGGUGGGUUCAAGGUGGGUUCAUUUUCUUGUGCGGUUCCUUUGAGGUGGGUUCAUUUUCUUAUACGGUUCCUUUGAGGUGGGUUCAAGGUGGGUUUGUUUUCUUGUGCGGUUCCUUUGAGGUGGGUUCAUUUUCUUGUGCGAUUCCUUUGAGGUGGGUUCAAGGUGGGUUCGUUUUCUUGUGCCGUUCCUUUUAUGUGUUUUCAAGGUGGGUUCAUUUUCUUGUGCAGUUCCUUUGAGGUGGGUUCAUUUUCUUGUGCGGUUCCUUUGAGGUGGGCACAGCCUGUUUCUCUUCUGAGAUCAUAUAAUGUGUAUAGGGUUUUAAUUAGCUAUGUCCUUGACUAAUCCCUUAUAGUAUUUCCACACGCAAUAGACAAUAAUUUCCCAUGGUCAUAUUUGUAAGCGAGGAAAAGGAUUGUCACAAACAUUGACUAAAUGGACCAUAAGAAAGCACUUAAUUUCAUAAAACAUUCCAUUUGUAUCACAUACAUGAAUUACUUCCAUUUGAGAAGUUAUGUUUUUAUUUGCACUGGGUAACAUAGCUGGAUCUAUGGCCCUAGUUUACUGUUUCAAAUGAAAUCAACACCUUGUGUCUGUUGCCUGUUAACCUGCAUUCUAAAUCGGAGAAAUACCACAGAGGCAUAAAAAUGAGUCCUUUAUAAAUAAUAUAUAAUACAAUAAUAUGUUUUAAGAAAAUUGUAUUAAAACUGGUAUAUAAAGGACUGCCUGAAAUCAGUUUUAUGUCACACUGGAUGUCUUGUGAACUUAUUUGGUCAUUUCUCCUCAUUUGUGGCAUAAAACUAAUGGAGCACAAAUAUACAAUGCACCGUAAUUAACCACAUAAUGUAUGAUUAUCCUUUAAAGACUGCUUGCUAUUGCCUAAUGAGGAUUUCAUGGUGUUAUUUUAAUGUAUUUAUGCUGCCCUCUGGUGAAGACAUAUUGGUAAAGGUGAAGCAGGUCUUUUCAAGGCCUGUGGCCAGCUUUAGAGCUAAAAAUUGGAUUCUGUAAGGUGGUAGGUGCUAUCUCAACACUUGAUCCACCAUGACCCUUUACUUAAAACUAAAUGUAAAAAAUGGUUCAAUGCAACACAUCCAGACACAUGGUAAUGCAAUUUCUGCUUAUUUAUAUGUGUAUGUAUAAAUUCCAGGUGUAGGUAAUGCAUUCCGUAAAGCAUUACCACACAUCUUGUGACUUUGAUUUCAUUACGAUGGCAUUAUUCAGAUUACAUGUCAGUUCAGUCUCUUGGUCUGGAUUAGCAAGUCUACUUUGUUGAACUUGGAAGUAUAUUUUGAGUUAUUUUGAACUUGUGUGAGUCUUCUCCAGAAGUUCCCCAAACACAGAUUUUGGUAUGGAUGUUAUAGGGCCUGAAACAGAUUACUUCUAAAGCACAACAAACAGAACAAACCAGCUGUGUGGAUAAAUGGGGCUUGUAUUCGAAGUAGCAAUUUAACAUUUAGAAGGCAGCUAGACAGUUCAGUAAUGAGGAAGUGAAUUUAUCUUGACCAUUCAUUAUGACAGCACAUUUGGAUACAAUCAAAGUAAUUGUGAUUGUAGUUGUUUCCACAGUACUUUUCAUAUUUUUGACAGUACAUUUGUAAAUAUCAUUGAUUAUACUGCUGUUACUGCUUCAUUUAU